Hippopotamus amphibius kiboko is the source of this 7001-nucleotide messenger RNA. RefSeq names its product rubicon autophagy regulator (gene RUBCN). The record is from RefSeq and is a predicted model, not a curated record. Gene Ontology annotation, biological process: negative regulation of autophagosome maturation; negative regulation of endocytosis. The coding region runs from base 176 to 3145 and encodes 989 amino acids. Gene Ontology annotation, molecular function: phosphatidylinositol phosphate binding. The transcript has 21 exons. Gene Ontology annotation, cellular component: late endosome; early endosome. Lineage: Eukaryota; Metazoa; Chordata; Mammalia; Artiodactyla; Hippopotamidae.
UAGAAACCGCCGCUGAGGCAGCAGUUGCUGCCGCUGCGGUCUCCCGGCUGUAGUGCAUCUCUCCGAGCCCACCGGCCGUGGGUGCCUCCUCGGUUCCCGCGGGGCUCCGGGAGCCCUGAGGGGCGAAGCGACAGGGACGCCUCUCUUAAGAGAAGAGGCGACGUCUGAGCCCCGGAUGCGGCCAAAGGGCGCGGGAAUGGAGCUCGGCGGCUGCGAGGAGGGCUUGCCGGAGGAGAGCAGGAGGGAGCACUGGCAGCUGCUGGGUAAUUUGAAGACUACUGUGGAGGGUUUAGUAUCAGCCAACAGCCCCAAUGUCUGGUCCAAGUAUGGUGGCCUGGAGCGGCUCUGCAGGGACAUGCAGAGCAUCCUCUAUCAUGGGCUCAUCCACGACCAGGUGUGUUGUCACCAGACCGAUUACUGGCAGUUUGUGAAGGACAUUCGCUGGCUCAGUCCACACUCAGCCCUUCAUGUGGAGAAGUUUGUCAGCCUGCAUGAGAACAGCCAGAGUGGCGCUGCGGGCGUGAGCGAGCGUGCCGUUGCAGAGCUGUGGCUGCAGCAUAGCUUGCAGUGCCACUGUCUCUCAGCCCAGCUCCGACCUCUGCUGGGGGAUAGACAGUAUAUCAGAAAAUUCUACACAGAUACUGCUUUCCUGCUGAGCGAUGCCCAUGUCACGGCCAUGCUCCAGUGCCUGGAAGCCGUGGAGCAGAACAACCCUCGCCUCUUGGCUCAGAUUGAUGCAUCUAUGUUUGCCAGAAAGCAUGAGAGCCCGCUACUGGUGGCAAAGAGCCAGAGUCUGACAGCACUGCCUGGUUCCACGUACACCCCUUCCACCAGCUGUGCUCAGCAUUCCUACUUUGGGUCCUUCUCUAGCCUCCACCAGUCCGUACCCCACCAUGGCUCAGAAAGAAGAUCUACUUCCUUUUCACUCUCUGGCCCGCCCCGGAAACCUCAAGGAAGUGGCAGGCAUGUCUCACCAGCAGAGGAUCAAACCAUCCAAGCCCCUCUGCUUCCAGACUCUGCUUUAGCCAGGGACUCCCCCUCAACACCAAAUGAUAUGAGCUCCAGCACUCUGACCAGCCCCUUGGAAGCAUCCUGGGUCAGCAGUCAGAAUGAUUCCCCAAGUGAUGCCAGUGAAGGGCCUGAGUACUUGGCCAUCGGCAACCAGGAUCCCCGGGGCCGGACCGCCAGCUCUCAGAGUCACAGCAGCAAUGCUGAGAGCAGCAGCUCCAAUUUGUUCUCCUCCAGCAGCUCCCAGAAGCCAGAUUCUGCUGCUUCCUCUCUAGGGGACCAAGAGGGAGGUGGACAGAGCCAGUUGUCCAGUGUCCUUCGCAGGUCUAGCUUUUCAGAGGGGCAAACACUGGCUGUCACCGGUGGAACAAAGAAGAGCCAUGCUCGCUCCCAUUCGGAUACCAACAUUGCCUCCAGAGGAGCCCCAGAAUCCUGCAGCGAUAAGUCGAAGUGGAGAGGCCCCUUGUCCUACUCUGGUCAAAGCAGUGAAGUCAGCACACCCGAGGGCAGUCCGUACCUGUGCUCAGGAGAAGGCAUGUUCCGAAGACCAUCAGAGGGACAGUCCCUCAUCAGCUACCUGUCUGAGCAAGACUUUGGCAGCUGUGCGGACCUGGAAAAGGAAAAUGCCCACUUCAGCAUCUCAGAGUCCCUGAUCGCUGCCAUUGAGCUGAUGAAGUGCAACAUGAUGAGCCAGUGCCUGGACGAGGAGGACGGGGAGGAGGACAGUGACAGGGAGAUCCAGGAACUGAAGCAGAAGAUCCGCCUUCGUCGCCAGCAGAUCCGCACCAGGACUCUGUUCCCCGCGUGCCAGGAGGCGGAGUACGGAAGCUUUCGGGUCACUUCCAGCAGCUCCCAGUUCAGUUCACGUGAUUCAGCACAGUUCUCUGACUCUGGCUCUGCUGAUGAGGUUGAUGAAUUUGAAAUCCAAGAUGGUAGCGAAGGAUCUAACCCGACUCACAUGUCAAAGAACGGACUCUCAGUGUCCGUGGCCUCGCUCUUGUCAGAUGCUGACAUCAGAGGGAGCACACCCUCAAAGAGCAAAUCCUUCGUUUCCUCCCAGUCCUUCUCCCACCUCUGCCUACACUCCACGUCCGCUGAGGCCGUGGCCAUGGGGCUCCUGAAGCAGUUUGAGGGGAUGCAGCUCCCAGCCGCCUCGGAGCUAGAGUGGCUGGUCCCAGAGCACGACGCCCCUCAGAAGCUCCUGCCCAUCCCCGACUCACUGCCCAUCUCCCCAGAUGACGGGCAGCACGCGGACAUCUACAAGCUGCGCAUCCGUGUCCGCGGCAACCUGGAGUGGGCCCCGCCCCGGCCUCAGAUCAUUUUUAACGUCCACACAGCCCCAGCGAGGAAGAUCGCUGUGGCCAAGCAGAAUUUCCGCUGUGCGGGCUGUGGCAUCCGCACCGACCCUGAUUACAUCAAGCGGCUGCGGUACUGCGAGUACUUGGGCAAGUACUUCUGUCAGUGCUGCCACGAGAACGCCCAGAUGGUCAUCCCCAGCCGGGUUCUGCGCAAGUGGGACUUCAGCAAGUACUACGUCAGCAGCUUCUCCAAGGACCUGCUCAUUAAGAUCUGGAACGAUCCUCUCUUCAACGUGCAGGACAUCCACAGCGCCCUCUAUAGGAAGGUCAAGCUGCUCAAUCAAGUCCGGCUGCUGCGGGUCCAGCUGUACCACAUGAAGAACAUGUUCAAGACCUGCCGCCUGGCUGGAGCGCUUCUGGAUGCCUUUGACACAGUUCCGGGCCACCUGACCGAGGAUCUCCACCUGUACUCGCUGAGUGACCUGACCGCAACCAGGAGGGGGGAGCUGGGGCCCCGGCUUGCUGAGCUCAUCAGGGCGGGGGCCGCGCACGUGGAGCGCUGCAUGCUCUGUCAAGCCAAGGGCUUCAUCUGCGAGUUCUGUCAGAAUGCGGAUGACAUCAUCUUCCCGUUCGAGCUCCACAAGUGCCGGACCUGUGAAGAGUGUAAAGCGUGUUACCACAAAGCUUGUUUCAAGUCCGGAAGCUGUCCCCGCUGUGAGCGGCUGCAGGCGCGGCGGGAGUUGCUGGCCAGGCAGAGCCUGGAGUCCUAUCUGUCAGACUACGAGGAGGAACCCGCCGAGGCCUUGGCCCUGGAGGCCACCGUCCUGGAGGCCACCUGAAGAGAGCACACAAAGCGCUCUUUCUAGGGGCUAGGGUCACACAUAGUGCAGAACUGAGCCACCCUUUUAAGGACUUUUCCCACUUAGGUUUUUUUUUAUUAAUAUUAUUAUCAUCAUUGUUAAUUUCUGUGACCUGUCUGAUGGCCGUGUAUCGUCACCCUUAUUUAGGUUGGUGGGGUCCAGUCUGUUGUGACAAUUUGUAGGUACCAAGUAUUUCCACCAGAACUGACACUUGGGUCCCUAAGUGGAGCUUCUGGUGCCUCUGUUAGGGGGAUGGACAGUGAGACCCAAUUCUGCCGACGUCCAUGGCCUUCUCCAUUUGGACCAGAUCUGGUUUCAGCUGCAUCUCAAGUAUCAUUUCCAGUUUUAUUUUGUUUUAAUUCUGGAGCUUCUGAGCCAGACCUUUCUCAGCGAAUUCACUUCUCCUUUGCUGCUGAAACAGGAGGAUGGAGUUUUCUCUCUCCCAGUCCUGGAAUAGGGUCAGACUGUGCCCUGAGGAGAAGCAGCAGAGAAUGGGACUACAUCCUGGGCAUUCUUCAUUAGGUGUUUUUGAGGCCAUAAAAACAGCGUUAUUGCUACCGUAGAAUUUUCAGAGACCUCAAGGAGGCAGUCGUGACUUCCUUGUUUGAAAUAUUCUAGGCUAGAUGAUGUCACAGGCUGGCUUUCUUUAUCUACCCUGGGGAACUUGACACAAAAAAAACAGAACUGAUACUUAGACCAGGCCUAUUUCUAGCAUAAGUGAGGCUAAAACUUGUUUAAGGAGCAUUUAUUUAGUCAGAGGAGCUCAUGGCCUCCUCUUAAGUGAUCAGGUCCCUUUUAGUCCGCUUAGCUCUGGUGCAGGUUUGAUCUUUCAAGCUCAGACAAGUCCCUGACACCAUCCUAAACUGAGGACAGAAGCCCCGUCCACAUCUUACCAGUGGGUCUCUUGCCGCUGUGCCCUCUGCUAGGUGGUCACUGUGGUUCUGAGCAGAAGUGCGCCCAGCUCCCUGCUCUCCCGCCCCUCCUGCUGCAGAGCUGGGACCCUCCCUGGUGGCUGAUCUCUUGCCUUAUUUCCUUUUGUCAAAGUUGAGGAAAAGCCUCCUGCUGUUAGUGAUGUGACAGCGUGACCGUCUGUGGUGUGAGCGUGAGUGUCCCUGUGCUCUUGGGGCAGCAAGAGUCUACGCCGAUUAUGUGCUUGACUCUUCAGCCUGGUGAUGGUCACAGGCUCAGUCAUGCUCUUCUUAUUACUCAUUUUAACACACACACACACACACACACACACACACACACACACACACCCUUUUUUAUGUGUUUUGAUGGGAUCAUGUAUAUGUAUGUGGUAUUCGGUAAGUUGCUGUAGCUCCUGACCUGUAUGUAAAACUCUGGUCGGGGUCCCUGCUCCGAGGGCUGGCAGCUCUGUGAACUAAAGCCCAUAGCAUUUUUGUCCUGGGUCUGAUUUCUUCUCGGGUACUGUCUUUCCAUAGCUGGUUGUUAGUAGGAAAAAACUUGCUGUGGGCGCUGCCCUGGGACGCUGAACGGAAAGUUGCACGUGGUUGGUGAAAGCUGAUGAAUGCGGACCUGGAGGCAACCAGGAGUCUCACAGGAGGCAGAAGGGACAGUAGCGUAACAGCCAGAGCGGAGGCUCCCCCAGGACAGGAGGCAGCAGGGAGCAGCUACCUGUGGUAUUGGUCCCUCUGCCUCAGACUUGGGAUCUGAAGCCUCUGUCAGGCUGGAAGGUCCUGAGGCUCUUCCCGCUUCCGUUCGUGGGUGGGGCAGGGGGGCUCUGGAAGCCAGGACCUCCAGCCCAGCCCAGUUUUGAAGGGCAGACGAGAAGUUCCCUUUUCCUGAGAAGUUCCCUUAUCCUUCGAGGAGCCUUGAGAAGGGACCUGCGAAGUUCAGGCCUGCCUGCGGAGGCAGCCUCAGAUCAGACGGAGGGGCUUGUGAAGACGGUGAGCUCUGCUUCCAGUUUUGGUUUAAGUUACAAAUCUAGCUCCUUACUUCAGGUCAUGACACUGGAGGAGCAAUGCUCUCGUUGUUGUGCGUUUCACAUAGCAUAGGAUCAAAGGGUGGAAAAUGCCGGCACUGUUUCUCAAGCUGAGCUCAGCAAUCUCCCUGCUCCUGGGUUCUCACUUAUUUUUCACCACCGCCCUCACGCCGUCCCUUCAGCUUGCGUAUCUGUUUUAGUGACCCUGACACUGUGCUGUCAUCACUGUCCAAAUACCCAUUUAUUUAUUUAUUUGAGAGUAGGUAGGUAAGAGAGGAAAGAAGAUGGGAUGUUUUGAAAGCACUUUGCAAUGUAUGAGUAUGAAAAUCCCUGCUGUUGUGGGGAGAAGCUUUGAAUGCACUGAGGAGAGUUCCUUCUGAAUGAAAUGGGAAGGAAAAAGUAUUCUUUUCUAUAAAUAAAGGGAAAAAGAUUUGCUUACCAGGUGGAGAUAAGAUUCAAGACAUAGCAGAAGAGUGGAAGGCAAAUAUUUUCCACUUACAUGAGGCUUGACUUUCUCUACCAAACCUUAGAGCUUUUGUUGAAUUAACACAGAAGGAGCAAGAUUCUAAAACUCGCGUUUCCAACUGGGUUUCCAGCUGCUGUGCUUCAUACGCAGCCUAACAGUUCAUUGUCAUCUUUAAUAAACUAAGGAAAUGAAAUUCUGCCUUUUAUUUACCUGCCUUUAUUAUCAGGAAACGAUACUGAGUAUCCACUGUAAAUCAGGCAUGUCUGAAAACUCGGGAGGUUUCUGUGUUAUAAUGCAAAGAAAACUGGACCUCACACGUCAGGAAAAGUGGGUUGGAAAGCUUUGUCACUGACUUGCUGUGUAACCUUGAGCAGAUCACGUCACCUCUCUAGAUGUCUGUGUCUUCGUGUGUGAAGCACUUUGUGGCACUUUGCAGGGCACGGGGUGUGCCCCCCCCCGUCCCCUUGGUGUAGCUGUCGCUUAAAGCGAGGUCAGUCUUCCUCUCCACAACAUCUGAAUCUUUUUAGAUGUUUCAGGUCCCACUUCUGUGAACAACAGGCCCUGAGUUUCUCUCUUAUGCUUCUGGCCCGCUGGAGCUCCAGCUCUACCCUGCGACUUCCUGAAAUUUCCCCUUCGCUGCCCCUGGUCAGCUCCAACCAGUAUGUCUAAAGCCAACAUAAAUAUCAUAUUUCCCCAGACCUAACCAUUAGUCACCUGGUUUGAAAAUUUAGUUUCUUCCUGUCUGAGUCAGGUGGCAUUUUUGGCUAGAAAAUUAUCUCCUUCCCCACCCCCUGUCAUCAAGUUCUGUUGAUUUUUCUCUUUAAAAUAAAUGUAUCUCAUUCCUCUUCUACCACUGCACACAAAUUUAAAUCUUAUCUUAAAUCUCAACCAUCUCCAGCCAUGCCAGUCUCUUCCUAUUUAAUCAUCCAUCUCAUAUUUGGGUACCUGUUGUGUGCUAGUUUCUGUGCUAGGUUCUGGGGCUGUCGCAGAGAGGAAAACAGAGAUAGUCCCUACCCCUUAAGGCACUCAGAGUCUUGCGGGGGAGACAGACAUUGCCCAGAGUUCCCAAAAUGAAUACAUAACUACAAGCUGUAAUAAGAGCUGUGAAGGAAAAGAGUAGAUGCUAUUAAAAAAAUAAAUAACAAGGGGACCUAAUUUAGAUUGGAGAGAAGUAAGGCCUCUGAGAAGGUGAUACUUCAACCAAGACCUCAAAAAUGAGGCUUGGUAUUACUCAGCCAUAAAAAGGAACGAAAUUGGAACAUUUGUAGAGACAUGGAUGGACCUAGAGACUGUCAUACAGAGUAAAGUAAGAAAAAAAUAUCGUAUAUUAAUGCAUACAUGCAGAAUCUAGAAAAAUGGUACAAAUCAGCCAGUUUGCAAGGCAGAAAUAGAGACACAGAUGUAGAGAACAAACAUAUGGACACCAA